AUGAUCGAACUUUCUGCAAAGUUAACAACUGGGACUGUUUAUUUGGCUGGCGAAGCCUUGGAAUGCUGUAUAUCAUUUUGUUACACCGCUCAACCAGAGCACAGGAAUUCACAAAGCCACUAUGAUGCUUUAGAAAACUUAGCAUGGGCUUCAGCUCAGAUCCACUGCUUCUAUUCCACGUCCAAGAAUACAGGAGACAAGACUCCAACUAUAGGGAAGACCACCUCUUUGGAAGUUACCUCUUGUGAUAUUGGAGAUGUUAUAUUCCAUACAAAGCCUAAGAUACUAUUCUGUGAUUUGACUAUUCCUUUGGGUGAAACUAAAACUUUCUGGUACAGAGAAUCACUGCCAAUUGAAGCCCCGCCUUCAUACAGAGGGACAUCAGUAAAAUACUCCUACAAGAUCACAAUAGCUACACAGAAAGUUGGAUCCCACAUCAAAAUGGUCCGGAUACCAUUCCGAGUGUUACCAAUCAGUCCUAUAAUGAACAUGCAGGAUUUGGCAGCUCUGUGUGGAAAUGAGACCACUGAGGAACUGCAGCCAACCAACCCUUUCUCCGAAGAAAGGAAGGUUGAAACACCUUUGACUAUGGCUUUGCAAGUUUUACAGAAUCUCACAGCCAGAAGGAGUCCAAACUCUUACAUGAUAACAAACACCAGAGGUAAAGUGGGCCGGUUCUGUCUCUUCAAGUCAGCUUACAAGCUGGGUGAGGACAUUGUGGGCACAUUCGACUUCUCUGUGGGCACAGUCACUUGUAUGCAGGUGUCAGUAUCUUUGCAACCUGAAGAAGUGAUCAAAUCAAAGUCUCCAUCUAAAAAUAUGAACAAAGACACCAGUAGCAGAUCUAUGACAGUGGCAAGGUACCAUGAAGUAACUCUAGGAUUGACACAGUCACAGUUGAUACUACCGAUACCUUUGCACAUUACUCCAGCAUUCGAAGUUGAUGAUGUGUCCCUAAGUUGGAGACUCCAUUUCGAGUUUGUGACAACCAAUGAGAAGCUCUUGCCUAACCCAGAAGAGAAGGAUUGGACUGCUCCCCUGAAUGUACCCAUAGAGACCAUGGUCUGGAACCUACCAGUCAAGAUCUAUUCCACCUUACCCAAGCAGAUCACACAGCAUUCAGUUGGGAAUGAUGCAUAUACCAUGUUCAUAAAAUAG
Spodoptera littoralis (African cotton leafworm) is the source of this 1158-nucleotide messenger RNA. Lineage: Eukaryota; Metazoa; Arthropoda; Insecta; Lepidoptera; Noctuidae. The record is from the annotation of a GenBank genome assembly.